AUGAACAGGCCCGAGCUGGAAUUCAGGGAGUCAAGGGCAGAACUUGAAACUGCAUUUCCAAAGCCUCCAAGACAAGCGAGCCACACCGCCGACCGGAAGCGCUGGCAGGACCGCAGCCCCGCCCCCUGCACGCGCCCGCCCUCCGCCCUCCGCCCUCCGUCCUCCGUCCUCCGCCCUCCGUCCUCCGUCCUCCGCCCUCCGCCCUCCGCCCUUGUGACUCUUGGACGCGACCUGGGCCCAGCCGCGCUGCGACCUGAAGGCCACCUCCUCCCUGCGGCCGGAGCUGCGGCCUCAGGGUCCCCGCCCGCCGGCCCGCGGCGCUUCCCACCCCGCGGACGCCGACUCCAGGGCUGCCGCGCACUUCCCGCGCUCCUCCCUUUGACGCUUCCUCCCUUCCCAGAAAGCAGAGGACAAAAUCCAAUUCAUCCCGCCUCUGGGCUGUGGGCACAAGAGACGGUCACUUCGCAGCAGAGCCCGCCGCGCCACCUUCCCGCCACAACUGUCUGGAGAGAUCCCCCCACCGAGAUGUGAGACCGAAAACGAAAACAGCCGGAUCAGAGUCACCAUGUGCGAGACGUGUGGGAUGCGAACACAGAUCUGCGUGGGAUAGGCCCACGCAGAUCUGUGACCAAGAAACAGCAUUUCUUCCUGCUGGCCCCUGGGAUUCAGGAGGUGUUUGUCAUCAAGGCAGAAGCCCAAGGUUACUCUGACCAGGGUGGGUGUCUUGUCCAGGCUCACAGCUUUAAAUACUACCAUACACCAAUGACUUCUGUUUAUCAGUCUCCCCAGAAUCC
Molecule: messenger RNA, 794 nt
Organism: Chinchilla lanigera (long-tailed chinchilla)
Lineage: Eukaryota; Metazoa; Chordata; Mammalia; Rodentia; Chinchillidae
Product: extensin-like
Source: RefSeq, a predicted model, not a curated record